Messenger RNA from Protobothrops mucrosquamatus (brown spotted pit viper), 519 nucleotides. Its product is annotated as diamine acetyltransferase 2-like. Bases 1 to 519 code for a protein of 172 amino acids. Gene Ontology annotation, molecular function: N-acetyltransferase activity. NCBI's taxonomy places the organism in Eukaryota, Metazoa, Chordata, Lepidosauria, Squamata, Viperidae. The transcript has 6 exons. The record is from RefSeq and is a predicted model, not a curated record.
AUGGCGUGUCUCAUCCGGCCGGCCUGCAGCAGCGACUGUGACCUGCUCAUGAGCUUCAUCAAGGACAUUGCUGACUAUCACAACUUAUUGCAGGAGGUCACCAUCAGCGCUGAAGAUCUGAAAGCAGAUGGCUUUGGCCCAGAUCCCUUCUUCAAGUGUCUGAUGGCUGAAGUGCCCCCUGAAGACCCCUCCAAGCAAGGGCGCCCGAUCGGGUACGCCUUGUACUAUAAGGCAUAUUGCGUCAACCACGGAAAGAAGAUAUAUUUGGAAAAUCUAUACGUGGUGCCGGAAUUUCGCGAUAAAGGAAUCGGAAAGCAGUUGCUGAUCAAACUUGCCGAAGUUGCGCUCGCCGCCGGCUGUACCGGGAUGAAAUUUAGCACCAUGGAGGGGAACCAGCGGGCGAAGAAUUUGUACCUGCGGCUCGGAGCCGAGGACACCACCGAGUCCUUUCACUGGCACUGCAUGGAGUUCAGCCAGGAGGCCCUGCAAAGGCUCGCCCAGGGCGGGCAGGCCUCGUGA